Messenger RNA from Schistosoma rodhaini, 1392 nucleotides. The record is from the annotation of a GenBank genome assembly. Lineage: Eukaryota; Metazoa; Platyhelminthes; Trematoda; Strigeidida; Schistosomatidae.
AUGAACACUGGACUUUACCGAACAAAUAGUUUUCAAUCCUUGUAUAAUUUUCGUCGUUUGGUUUCAUCUCAAACACAUUAUGAUACAUUAGGAAUUGGGAAAUCCGCUUCGUAUAGUGAAAUUCGUUCAGCUUUUAUCGAACUAUCGAAAAAAUAUCAUCCUGAUAAAAAUGACGGUGAUAUUGAGAUGUUUAAAAGGAUCAACGAAGCGUACUCUGUUCUUUCUCAAGAGAAAAGUAGACGAAUUUACGAUUUCUCUUUAGCAUCAAGAGCUAAACCAUCAUUCACUAACUCGCCAAAUGAAUACGACGUUUCAAAUUGGGAGCGUGAUUUUAAUUUCCACUUACGUGCUAUGCGUUUUGGGGGAAAUAAAUGCAACACUAAAAGAAACCCUAAUAUAUCACGAUCGAUUUUCAUUUCAACAACACUAAUAGCAGUGUUCACCUACUUUAUUUCUAUAUAUACAUUUAUUAAAAAAACCAAAACCUGCAGAAAAGCUAACAUAGCUUCGGAUCACCACCUGGUUAUGGCCAAGACGGAACUGAAGCUAUAAAAACACUGGACAUCUAGACAAACAGCAUUAUGACGGCUCAGUACAGCCUUUCUUCGAGAUACUUUCAAACUCAACGAAUUCAAGAUAGCUCACAAAAACAGGUCCCAAGCCUCACAUGAUCUACUGAAAAAAGAAGAAACUUCUAUAGAAAACAUCUGGAAAGGGAUCAAAGAAGCAUUGACUUCAACGUGUCAGGAGGUGUUGGGUCACAAGAAGCAUCAUCAUAAGGAGUGUAUCUGUAUCGAAACCCUAGACAAGAUUCAAGAAAGAAAAAAUAAGAAGGCAGCCAUCAACAACAGCCGAACACGAACAGAGAAAGUCAAGGCAAAAACUGAAUACAUAGAAGCAAACAAGCAAGCAACUGGAAAGAAUUGCUCAGUACAGAAUUGUAUGCAGAAUGCUGGUGAGCGACCUAUGCUCAUCUAUGAGGGAUGACAGGUGUAAGUAAGUUUUCGCAAAUGAUAGUUUGUUAUAUUCAUUAUCACUCCAUUGUUUUCUCAAUAUGAUGAAUUGUUGUUACGAACAAAAUUUUUACUGAAAUGGAAUUAAGGAGAAUAAACUCUCUCGGAAAAUGUUUUUUCCGACUUACAACCAUAUUUUUUUCUAAUAUGUUUUUUCUUUUCAAUUAGUUUUUCAUCAUGGCUCUACACUAAUGAUUUACAAUAAUUAAAUAACACUCAUGGAGUAGAUACGUUACGUAAUAAUUAUAUAAUGACAUCGAUUAUAAACUAACAUUAAUUGGAAGAGAAGGAUUAAUACUAAUCAAAGUUAUUAUUUGGAAAUCAAUCAGUUGCUACGUUGCACAAUAUAUAAAAAGAGAAGAAAGAACUAACAAAAUAU